This is a messenger RNA of Xenopus tropicalis (tropical clawed frog), 1502 nucleotides long. RefSeq lists its product as uncharacterized. Gene Ontology annotation, cellular component: extracellular region. The transcript has 8 exons. NCBI's taxonomy places the organism in Eukaryota, Metazoa, Chordata, Amphibia, Anura, Pipidae. Bases 29 to 937 code for a protein of 302 amino acids. The record is from RefSeq and is a predicted model, not a curated record.
CAGAGAUAUACAUCUGAAUUCAGCCACAAUGGUCUCUCUCUACACUGUGAGUUUUUGGGGAGCUUUGCUUCUAAACAUUGUGCCAUCAGUGCACACUACUAACAUAACGACUACGGAAGGGAAGCCCCUGAGAGCAGAGCCUGGAUUACAAGAUGAUCCCAAUAAACCUUUUACAUGUAUUGAGUGUGCUAAGUGGAACAGAAUUUGUAAAAGUCCUUCCGUUCAAUGUCCCCCUGGAACAACCUUCUGUGUUAAGGAACUGCAUGAAAAGUAUGACUUUAAUCCAGGAGCUAGCAGCAUUUACACGUUUUUUGAAAUGAAGUAUUGUGGGCCUCCAAUCAGUGGAGCAUCUUGUAUAUCGGAGCCGACUAAAGAUGUGAUACCUGGUUUUACUGCCAGAUUCAGCUGCUGUGAUUUUCCUGACUGCAAUUUACCUUUGGUAAAAAAUGCAAUAGUAUGCUAUGACUGCUCAGCUUCUCGUGGUUGUGGGGAGGUAACAUCAUGUGUUGAUGGAACAGUCUGCAUGACGGUUUUAUCGAAAGUUGGAAGCACUGUGAAAGUCAUAGAAAAAACCUGUGGAAAAAGGGAGCAGUGUGGCCAAUCCUUUAGCCAACUUGUCCGGGGCAAAAAAGAAACAAAUUUUACAACUUGCUGUGACACAGACUAUUGUAGUCCAGAGGAAAACAUUUACAGAAAUGGAAUAAUGUGCCCAUUCUGCACUAAGGAAGGAUCCACGAACUGUACCACUGCUGAUUACGAGUGCCUGGGAACAGCAAACAACUGUUAUACCUACACUGCUCCAGGGCCGAAAGGGAGAAUUAUUCGUGGCUGCACUUCAAAACAUACUUGUUUGAACCCUAAGAAUUCACUUAAAACAUUUGACAAGGAUGGUGGGAAUAUAGAAUGCACUGAAAAGUCUCUUGAGCCCAGCCACUAAGAUUUUGGAAAUGGAAGCCAGCAACACAAGCUUUACAAGUAUCUGGAUUCUAAUUUGUGGAAAAAUAGUUGGUGGUGGCAAUAAUGUGAACAUUGAUUAUGCAUCAAUUUAACCUACAGUGAUGGGAGAGGGAAGAUGCCAAGCGAUGGAAGAACUAAUAGUGGCAACUGGAUCUAAAUGGCAAACUUUAAUGCAAAUGCUGCUUUAGGAGAAACACAAUGCUUGGAAACUUGGAUAUGUGAAAGCACAAUGCAAAUGCCAUGGUAGAGCUUUGUGGCUUUUUUUUGCACUUUGCAUCAUUGCUGUUUUGUAUAAAGUAGACACACAGCAAUUAAAUUAAAUUGUGAUGAUAAAAUGACUCAAAUUUCAUCAAAAUUGGUUAAGCUGUGACCAUUAAGGUUCCAAAGAUUUUGGUAGCAAUAAGAAGGAAGCCAAAGCUGAAAUAAUAGUGAAUCAAUACACAAAAUUCUCUUUUUUUGUAUUCUCAAAUCUGAAAAACUUGUUUUGAUAAACAAAUGUAACUAUGUAAAAAAAACACCAAAAAUAAAAUGAAUAAUGAAAAGUU